AUUACUCGUUACAUAAAUUAUGAAACAUGGCCGCAAGAAGAGGAACGGGAGUCUCGCCGGCGUCAACUUUUACUGGAAACAAGUUUUCAAAUGAUGGAAGUUUCUUGGAAAUGUUUAGAAAACAGAUGGAACAAAAGGACCAACAAACUACACACGCAAACAAUGAAACUGAUUCCUCAAAGUCAGAUAAAUCUUCCUCUUCCGUCUGUCAAGAAAGUUCCGUCUCGGCUCCGACAACGACAGACAAGAAGCCAGUUAUUUUACCUAUUGUAGGGAAGAGGAAAGGCGCUAAUCGUCCACUCAAAACUGGUAUUGUGGCCAAGAAACCAAAACCAGAGAAAAAAGAGGAGGAUUCUGACGGUAGCGCUUGGUCUAAGUAUUUAGCUGAAGUGAACGAGUAUAAGUCUAAGAUGUGCAUGGAUGAGGAUAAAAGCAGGCCACUAGUGAAAUGAAUAGUCAAUGCAAAGUGAGUAUAAGGAAAAUAUCUACCUGCUAAGGAAGCAAAUGGUUUAGUUGGAAGUGACUGUUUUGCCACCUCAUGGAAGAUGUGAUCACCAUUUGCGACUUCAAAAAGUUUCUUUUGGCAUAUCAACCUCAAAUUUGAUGGAAAUGUUGACAUCAGUACCUGGGGCAAGGAUCAAGUCUAAAGCACUACGGGUCUGCAGUACACAGAUUUCACCAAGAUUUGAAUAAACGUAUUAACAUGGUUAGAAAGUGUGCAAAUUAUUUGGGAGAUAUACCGGUGAUCAUGCUGUUCAUGCAGAAAGGGCUAGAUGUGUUUGCACUGUUAAGUAAUCUAAUGGCCAAAGGUAGUCCUUAAGACUUUUAUUUAGUGGUCAUUUCCUCUAAUAUUGGAUGUCAAAUAUGCACCUAAAACUUGCACAAAAAAGUUUCAAUUUUUGGAAACCCCAUAAGUGUGGCCCAGUACUUCGUGGCUGCCUAAGAUCAGCAGUCCAUCUUGUGUAGUGCACAUAAAGUAUGAUAUAUUAGUGUCAUUGGUUAUCCUACAGAGUCUCUGUAGUACCAGCUCAUUAAACUCAAUAAACUCUCAAUACCUCAGUGGAAAUAGCAUUAAAUAUUACCAGUAUAAACACUAAAGUUAACCAUAUCCUUAUCAUGACAAUCUUAUUUACUGGUGCAGGGGGUAGGGUGGUGUGAGAUUAUGUAUUCAAUAAUCAUUUUAAAUUCAUGCAUUCAAUAAUCAUUUGACACUUUGACUCAUUGAUAACAUAUUUCAAAAUUCUCUUUUCAUUUUUCUUACCCAUUCAAUGCUGAAUCUGAUCCAUUGUCAUCUCUAAAUCUUACCAGACUGAAACCAAACUUUAUAUAAAGAUCUACAAGAUAGUGAUAGAAUGUACCUCAAAAGCCUUUUAUACGAGAAAUUGCUAGUGGUCUUUAUUUGAUUGGGAGGGUGUGUACUUUCAUGUAAAUUGCGUAAUGACAAAAUGAAUCAGACUGCCACUUGGAGGAAUUCCUGGUAUACUGUCAGUUUCAAUUUCUGUUUUUUUUUUUUUUUUAUUUAGUUAUAUGUCAUGAUCAUAGAUCUGUCUUCAUAUUACAACAGCUCAUUUUAGAGAAGAAAGCUUAUGCUGUGACAUAAAUUUUGCACUCUAGAUUUAUAGUUUUUUGUUGGAUUGCACUUGUUACAUAGACAGCAUUAUUUGUAAAUAGUGAAUAAUUCAUCCAUUAAACUGCUGAUGCUUUUGUAAUAUACGGUACCACAGUACAGACAUAUAUCAGUGAUGGAAGUUCAUUGUGAAAAAGAUCUCUUAAAAUUAUGGAUUUAGCUAUCAUAAAUAUUUUACAAGGACUUUUCAUAGUUUUUGGUAACACAUUGCAAUUUGUCUUCUCUACGCAGUUUAAGUGUAUGUCUAAGUAACUAUGAAAAGUUGUUAGAUUAAGAAGUAUAUUGUUCACUUGAGAAUGUAUUGUAAAAUAAAGGUAUAGAAAAAUAGGGAAUCCUACCACUUUUUUUCUGUAUAGAUGCUUUGGAAAGUUGUUUUCAUGUGAAAAUUGUUACAUAUAGCUGUAUUUCUUCAGUAUUCAUCAAACUCUAUGAAAAGGUUGUAGACUUUAAUAGGAAAUGUUGGAAAAAUAAAGCAUGAUGAAUGUCCUCACUCCUGUGAGUAAUCAGCAUCAUGAGUAGUGUGGGGAUAAAAAUCCUGAGCUAUAAGAUGUAAGAAACUUCUUCAGUUUUAUUUGGAUUGUUCUCAAAUUGUUAAAAGGCAAGCAAUAUGAAGGAAGGAAAAUGUUAAGUGAAAAUACCUCUUUCAGAAAUUCUUCUUGGAGUAUUUAUAAUAUCAAGUGCUGGGAUUCUCUACUAACAGAACCCUAUUUAGAAAACGGAAUUGAUAUCUUAUUUUUUAUACACAUUCAAUCAUUCCUAGUAAGUACUUUACUACAUUAGAAAAUGUACUGUGGAGUGUUUGGAGUUGAUCAAAUUUUACUGCAAUACUCCCCGAAUGAUGAUCUGUUUGGUAUUUGUGAACCUGCUGGACAGACAACCUAUCAGAUUUUUUUGACAGCUGUUUAUGUUUUUAUCUUGUUCAGACGAAGUGUUUAUGUAGAUUGAUAAUAAAUUGUUCAGAUCUUUGUGAACAUGUGACCUUGCUGUGUGAGGUUAAUAUAUCUAGCAUAACUGCAGCCAUUUCACAACAUUUUUGUUGCUCUUUUUAUUAAACGCAUCCUCCGAGAUGAACAUGUUUUGUUUAGCAUAUGUGUUGAAGAGGUUGUAAGUGUUUUCAUUGGUCAAUAUAAUAACCCAUGAUAUAUGAAUGUUAUCACAGAAACAAGAUAUUGCAUGUUGUAUUGCUGAACUAUUUGUGGUAGGUCUUCAUCAGUGUCCCAAACUUUAAAACAAAUUUGAAUCCAAUGAUUUCAUUUUCAAUUGAAUCCAAGCUUUCCUCUUUUUGAUAAAGUAUUAAUAAUUUGUCUCACAUAAAUUAAUAUACCUUGGUAUAAGUUGAAUAUGAUUCUUUACUGCUUGCCAACUAUUCACUUAAAUUUGAUCAUCCCAAUAUGAUGAAGUAGAGUUUACAAUGUUGCUUUUUAGUCUUCUUCUGUUGUUGUCUGUAUUUGAAAUUGGGUUCUGAUGAGUAUGCCAUAUACAAGUGUUUCUGUUAUUUAUUGGAAUAUUUGUCUCUUACAUUUCCUCUUGCCGUUAUUCUUUAUGCAUGUAUUUCAAGCCUUUAGGGAAUGUUGUAAUUGGAAAGAUUGUUGUUUUUGUUAAAAUUUUCUAAGUGGAUUCAUCUUUAAUUGUAUAAUGUGGUAAUGUAUGACUUCAGCAAAAAUUUCAAUUUUAAGGAGAAGUUAGUUGAAUAGGAAUACUUUUUAAAAUACGUAUACGCAUGCAAAUUUUUGUUGAUGAAGUCAUCACAACUCUUGCCCUUUCUUACAUGAUUUUAAAGAAGGAAGUGGAACAGACCUUAUGUCUUAGUUCUUGGAACCAUGCAUGGCUGAACAACAAUCGAACCGUUACAUUCCCCGAGUGAAAUACAAAAGGCUUAAUGUAAAAAUAAUACCUACCAAAAUAAGCUGAAGUUGAUGGUUAGGAGCUCAAAAGAAUUAUAUAAUAUGAUUUAUUACAUCAAUGUUCUCAACUGCACAGCAUUACAUUUAGUGAAAAACAUGUGUUUUGUAUCUAUAUAAUAGAUGAUUUUUGUUUCUUAAAUUUAAGUAAAUUGUAUGGUGUAUAAACUGUAUAUAUAUAUAAAUAUACAGGGAACUCUCAAUAACGCAGUAACAUUUAUUCCCAGGACGCGUUUUACUUGUGAGAGUCUUGGUCAACUACGGCAAAUUUUGAUAGAAAUUAUUCGGUUUAUUUCAUCAGAUUAUUGAUAACUGCAGGUCACUUCUUAAAGAAAGUUGAUAGUGAAUUUGAAGAUAUCUAUGAAUUUGUGCUAAUGCCCCUAGCACUUGUUAGAGCAUCAAACAAGAACAAAUAUUUAUUACACAUUGUAAAACUGAUUUGGUUUGAAGUGUUUUUUUGGACAUGAGACGCAAGUGUUCAUUGAUUGUAAAGAAAUAUAUUUUUAUGUACUUGUAUGUUUUAUCCCAACAUGGGUAACUGUUUUGUUUGGUUGAUUUUGUUUUGUUUUUUUCUACAAUAUACAUAUGAGUCAUAACUUGUCACAUUCAAUAAAAACUUCAAUAUCAAUAGU
This is a messenger RNA of Pecten maximus, 4160 nucleotides long. Its product is annotated as telomerase RNA component interacting RNase-like. Gene Ontology annotation, molecular function: 5'-3' exonuclease activity; 3'-5' exonuclease activity. The transcript is spliced from 3 exons. The record is from RefSeq and is a predicted model, not a curated record. The coding region runs from base 27 to 452 and encodes 141 amino acids. Lineage: Eukaryota; Metazoa; Mollusca; Bivalvia; Pectinida; Pectinidae.